Molecule: messenger RNA, 2343 nt
Organism: Medicago truncatula (barrel medic)
Lineage: Eukaryota; Viridiplantae; Streptophyta; Magnoliopsida; Fabales; Fabaceae
Product: probable LRR receptor-like serine/threonine-protein kinase At1g14390
Exons: 7
Coding region: 119-2170 (683 amino acids)
Biological process (GO): protein phosphorylation
Molecular function (GO): protein binding; protein kinase activity; ATP binding
Source: RefSeq, a predicted model, not a curated record
AAAAAUCAUAUUUGUCGUUUCUUUAAAUGCACAUUAAUUUGAAUGCAUUUAUAUAGUGUACCUUAGCCUUUUUGAAACUCACUCACCAUUCUUAAUUUCUCUCUCUCAUUCAGAAAAUAUGAAGAAUUUCUUUGUUUCUUUAUACUUUUUGUUUCCUACAAUCUUUACAAUUAUUCUUGUGCUACUUACUCCAAUUCCAAGUGCACAAUUAACAAAUAGUGAAACUAGAAUUCUUCUUCAACUUCAAACACUUCUUGAAUAUCCUCAAGAAUAUCCACAACUUCUUCAAAACAAUCUCACAAAUUUCUGUAACAUCUCUUCAUCACCUUCUUUCAACAUUGUCUGCACAAAGAAUCAUGUAACAGAAUUAACAAUCAUUGGAAACAAAACAAGACCAGUUUCUUGGAAGUCAAGGAAAACUCUUUCUGAAAGAUUUUCUAUUGAUUCUUUUUUUACUGUUGUGACAAAGCUUUCAAAGAUGAAGGUUUUGUCAUUGGUUUCACUUGGUUUGUGGGGUCCACUACCUUCCAAGAUUAGUAGGUUUAAGUCACUUGAAGUUUUCAACAUUUCAUCAAAUUUCUUGUAUGGAAAAAUUCCAUCAUCAGUUUCUUCAAUGAAAAGUCUUAAGAGUCUUGUUUUGGCUGAUAAUUUUUUCAAUGGAAGUGUUCCUAAUCUCAAAAGAUUAACCUCUCUUGAAGAGAUUAAUCUUGCUAACAACAAAUUAGGACCUGGAUUUCCUUCAUUUCUGUUCUCUCUUCCUUUGAUUCAGAAGCUAAACUUGGCUUCAAAUCAAUUUAAUGGUUCAUUUUCUAUGAAUAUAUCUUGUGGUUCUUCUCUAACAUUUGUUGAUAUCUCAAACAAUUCUCUAGAAGGAAAAUUGCCAUCAUGCAUUGAUUCGACAUUGUCGUUGAAUCGAACAAUAGUUUAUUCUGGUAAUUGUUUAUCAGCAAGAAAUGUCAGUGAUCAACAUUCAUCUUCACAUUGCAAGAAUUCAACGGUGUUAGCCGCUAAGCCGAGAUUUGAGAAGCCGAAAAAAUCAAUGAUGCAGCUAGGAGUAUUAUUUGGUAUUAUUGGAGGUUUUGUUGGAAUUGUAGGGCUUUUGAUUCUACUCUUUCUGUUCAUUUUGAGAAAGUCCAAAGCAGAAAGAGAAGAUAGAUCUGUUGAUAUUUCAAGAGAAUCAAGACUAAAUAUUUAUGCAAGGAGUAAUGUUCCCCAGCUAAUGAGGCUAACUACACUUGGAUUACCACCAUACAACAUUUUCACAAUAGAAGAAAUUGGAGAUGCAACCAACAACUUUGAUCCAUCAAAUCUAAUAGGAGAAGGAUCACAAGGAGAGCUAUUUAAAGGUUGGCUCAAAGAUGGUUCAAUGGUCAUGGUUAAUCUUGUAAAAGUAAAGCAGAAGAGUUUGAUCAAAGUCAGUGAUCAGAAUUUGAAGGUGUUACCUUAUUUAAGGCAUAGACAUUUGGUGAGUGUUUUAGGACACUGUGCUAUUACUUAUGAGGACCAACCCAAAAUGACAAGCACAAUAUUCAUUGUAUUUGAGCAUAUCUCAAACAUGUCAUUGAGGAUUCAUCUUACAGAUAAGAGACAAAGGGAAAUGCUGAAGUGGCAACAAAGAAUGGCAAUCAUCAUAGGCAUUGCUAGAGGAAUUCAAUUCUUACAUACAGGAGUUAAUCCUGGCAUAUAUGGAAACAACAUAAAGAUUGAGAACAUUUUGUUGGACAAUAAUCUCAAUCCAAAAGUUAGUGGAUAUAGCAUUCCAUUAAUUCCAUCCAAGAAAGGUUCUGACAGAAAACUUAAAGAACAAAAUGCACACAAUCAUAUUGGCAGCAUCAAUAGUGCAGAAAAGGAAGACAUAUAUCAAUUUGGUGUAAUUCUACUUGAAGUUAUCACUGGCAAACUAAUUACAUCUUCUAUUGAAGUAGAGGUGCUGAAGUAUGAGCUUGAGAGAGGUUUAUCUGAAGUUGCAUCACCGAUCGCGUUAAAGAGCGCAAUUGAUCCUUCCCUCCAUGGAACUUAUACACAUGAAUCAUUGAAGACUGCAGUUCAGCUCACCAUCAAUUGUCUCAACAAGGUUCCCGGUAAUCGUCCUUCAAUCGAAGAUGUUAUCUGGAAUCUGCAGUAUUCCGUGCAAGUUCAAGAGGCAAGGUCUAGCAAAACCUCAACAUGAUGUUAUGUUAUAACGAUGAAUGAAAUAAAUGAGAAUUGGUGUGACAAAACAGGAUUCUGCACAACAUGGAAAUUGUAACAAUAUAAACAGACACAUUGUAUAUAUAGUGCUACAAAACAUAGUUGUUCUUUUAAAUACUUAUGCUGAUUGAGUUAUAUUACUUUCUAAACCGA